Molecule: messenger RNA, 738 nt
Organism: Penicillium alfredii
Lineage: Eukaryota; Fungi; Ascomycota; Eurotiomycetes; Eurotiales; Aspergillaceae
Product: Fcf2 domain-containing protein
Exons: 2
Coding region: 1-738 (245 amino acids)
Biological process (GO): RNA processing
Cellular component (GO): nucleolus
Molecular function (GO): RNA binding
Source: RefSeq, a predicted model, not a curated record
AUGGCAGAUCUAGCUCGUGGGGAGGCCAAUACUGUCUCUCCUCAGGACGAGGUGGAUUUGACCGAUGCCCAGAUCCAACAGCUUCUUCUAGAAGCAGAAAAUCGACUGCGAGGCCCCAACAAUCAAGUCACACCCGCCGAUGCCACAUCAUUAAGGUAUGCUAGUGGGAUUCAUGGUUAUACUUUCCUGGGAGACAAGGACUCAUGUCACCUUAGAAUUCCGAAAUUGACAGGUUCCUCUAUCGAGCCCUAUGUUCGUCAGGGCGAGGAGAGUGCCACGGUGGAUUCAGCCCACAUCAUUGAUCCAAAGCAGAAGGAAUUAUCGAACUCUCUGCACCCAAUUCAUACCAAGAAAUUAAACCAAGACAAGCCUACUGCUGGGGCUGAUUGGUUCAACCUCCCGAAGACGGAACUGACGCCCGAACUCAAGAGGGAUUUCCAACUUCUUCGAAUGCGCUCCGUGCUGGACCCAAAGAGACACUACAAAAAGGAAAGCGGCAAAGCAAAACUGCCCGAGUUCUCUCAGGUCGGAACCAUUAUCGAGGGCCCGACCGAGUUUUUCAGCGGCCGGAUCACGAAGAAGGAUCGCAAGAAGACAUUUGUUGAAGAAACCAUGGCUCUUGAAAGAGAGACGAGACGGUUUGAAUCCAAGUACAAGGACAUUCAAACCACAAAGCAGAGCGGGAAGAAGGCCUUUUACAAAAACCUCCAGGCAAAGAGGAGCCGGAAAAACAAAUAA